AUGGUUACCUAUCUACCAUGGGCUUUCUCAACGUCUUCUGUUGAUCUCAAACAGGCGCUUAUGAAUGAGAUUAAGAGACGGUCCGAACAAAACCAUUUACCCUACCGUGGUGGAUUUCUGACGUUCGAAUUCAUCGACGAACUCUUUACCGUUCGUAACAUCGCUGAACAACUCCAGCUACUUCAAGAAGGCCCUAGCCUUUCAUGGAAAGAACGAAAUCGCCUCGCGCAAUCCAUCAAACGAGAUCAGCAAAAGCUUUACGCAAUCCUUCUUCUCAUGGAUAAGUCGAACCGCCUGACUUUGAGUAAAGCUAGGGACUUCACCGACAAGAGCCUUUUCCCCAUUGCGCAGCACGGUCUUGCUUCUCUUCCAUGCCCGUUGGAGAAGUUGGAGAACUCGGAAUACUCUAUCCUGUUCCAGGACAUUGCCCAUGAAUUCUUUGUGAAGCAGUUCGUGUUUCCACCCAACUUGUCGACAACACCGACUCCGACCUACCCAUCAUACUUCAUAUUUCCAUUCGCGAGCGCGCGUCUCCCGGUCGAUCAUGGUUCAUAUGGCGAUGUACGGAAGGUAGAGAUCCCCAAGGGAUUCUUGGAACCUUUACAACACAAAGAAAGCUCCAAGAACGUCUUUGUUGCUUACAAAAGGAUUCGAAAGCAAGACACGACGUCUUGGAAAAAGGUAGAUUUGGAGUAUAAAGUACUACAACAACGGCCUCACAAUAACAUCACGCCCUUGUGGGGUAGCUUCUUCGCAGGUAUGGAAGACACUCAAGAUCCACAGAGCACUGCUCAAUGCUUGUACUUGUUGUCGCCUGUAGCAGACAUGAGUAUGCAAAAGUGGAUCGGUGAUGAGAGAGCUGAGCAUAAAUCUUUUGAGUUCAUUUAUUUCGACACGAUGCUAGCUCUCGCAUCUGGACUCGCGUAUAUUCACAGAGAAAUCGACGACUUCGUGGCCUACCAUCGCGAUAUAAAGCCGAAUAACAUCCUACUCUUUCCUGGUGGCAAUGAUAAGGUCAUCUGGAAGUUUUGCGACUUCGGUACCUCGAAUCUCAAGUCCGCGAACGACACCAGAACCGCGAGUAUGGUUACGACUGAGUACUGGGCGCCUGAAGAAUACUUCGAGCCUCGCACAGAGGACAAAGGGUUAACGCGUGGUCGCCCACAUGAUGUGUUUUCUCUCGGAUGUGUGUUCCUUUGCUUGUCAACAAUAUUGCACACGGGCCUUGACGGUUUUGCAAACUUUAAAAAACGACGAGAGAAAGCAGACAAGAGUAACAAAACCUCACAUUUGAAGGGUGCGUUCCACAAGACGAUGCCGGCGGUACACCAUUGGAUUGAGAACUUGCAUAAGAAAUGCAAGGAAAACCAAACCCAGCAAGUUUUGAGCCGCGAAGUAUUACUUCUUAUCUCGGAGAUGCUACAACCAAUCGAUAAGCGUAUAUACUCAUGGGAGGUAGAGGUGGACCUGCAUAUCCUUGAGCAACUGGAAAAUGACUCUACGAGCGUUGUGAAUCGUCUCCGCCAGACCAUACAUGGAUCGGGAGGUUACAAUUCGAAAACAAAGCACAAUCCUUAUAGACGCGCGAAGGAAAAGGCUGAUAAAGAGGAUACGUAUAGGCCCAAGCGUUCAGAAGAAUUCUUCCGUGUGAUGGAAGAGUAUGGCUGGCAUGACUACUCACCGCAGUCUACUACCAGUAGCUCUCAGCGAAUGUCGGGCCGAUCUGUCUACUCAAAUCUUCCGCCACUGUCCGAUCAAGACACGCUUUGUGGUGGCCAGAAACUCUACCAGCAGAUAUCGGAUACUUUCUCGAGAUCUGAUAUUGUAGCACUUUACGGAGUUGCUGGCAUCGGGAAAUCCAGAAACGCCUUUGAGUAUGCCCGCCAAUUUACGAGUCUCAGUGAGCAAACUUUGGCUAGACAUGUGUUCCACGUGAACGCCACAAGCGUUGAAUGCCUGUUACGGUCAUACGAUGCCAUCGCAGAUGUGAUCAACAGCUCUCAAGCCGACCCAAGCAAUAGCUAUCGAGAAGGCUUUCUGGUCACAAGGUAUACUCUUAAGUCCUGGCUCGAAGAUGACAAGAAUGGGAGGUGGUUCAUGGUUGUAGAUGGACUCAAUCAGACUAGCAGCAUAGGGGACCUUAGAAACUUGCUGCCAACCCCAAGGGAUGGCGUUGGUCAGAUUCUCAUCACUACACGGGAUCGUGCUGCGGCUAGGGAGUACCCAACGAGCAAACAGCACGUACCACCGUGCAUCGAGGUAACUGCACUGAACCCCAGAGACUCGAUGCGUCUCUUCAUGCAGAACAUCGACGAAUCGCAGAGACUGGAGAGUACCGAAAUCACGGACAAGAUCGCAUCUCUACUCGAGAAGCUAUGGAGUCCCAUCAUGAUCAAGCUUGCUGCCGAAAACACCAUCAGACGCCCAAUCUCAGUUCUACACUUAGAAGAAUUGGUGGAAGAUAACGGGUUGUCAGAGGUGAAGGCGCCGUUCAAGUCGUACCUGGAGUACGUUCUUGAACCUCUAGAUAGUGAACUUUCUAUUGGUUCAAGUCGACGCUGGGAGGUUGGGACUCUAUUCUUGCUCGCAUUCUUUGACCCGGAUGGGGUCAGCUGGGAAAUCUUGAAGAAGAACUAUGACAAAAAGAAGAAGAAGCCGGGAAAAUCUGAACUCGUAGGCGUUCUUGGAAGAUUGGAGGAUUGUGCCCUUAUUCGCAAGGUAACGAUUCGUAAGGUAAUGGAGACUACUGAUCACGUAUAUUCGAUUAGCACGGGCAACAUUCGACAAGCGAUAUUAGAAAAGAUUGAGAGGGAUGACGGUCCCGAAGGUCUUCUAACUCGCUACAGCAAGGCUUUGUCACUCGUCUACAAAUUCUACCAACCAUUGCGCAAGUCGAAAGAUUCUGCUCAACUUCGUCAGAUCGAGCACUCGUUGAUGCCACACUUCGAGUGCUUCCUGCGGUUCACCAACAAGCACGCUCAGCGACAGAGAUUUCGACUACACGAUCUGGCCGUACGGGCCGUCAUCUGCUUUUCGAAAGUUCUUAUUGAUCAAGACAGGCAUAAAGAAGCCAUGGAGGUCACUGAGUACACCCGAGAACACUUCAAGCCCGAGAGAGCUGAUGAAAAACAAAUGAUGCUGCAUUUCAACCUUGGAAGGCAUCUAAUAUCCAUAUAUCUCACUCGCCCAAAGGACGCAACUUCAUUCCAUUACCGAUCCAAAGCAGAAAAUCUAAUAGCUGAGUUGCAGUCAGCGGCCGACAUGUCAAAAGGGCAUGGUGUGACGUGGACGUGGCUGCCCUCAAUGGAUCUGAAGAUCAAGUUAGAUCAAGUCAAAGUUUAUCGGCAAGCUACACAGUUUAGCGAAGCGCAUCGAUUGUUAUCAAAUAUCCAGGACGGUAUCGAGAUCGCGAGUACCAAAGGUGGCCGAGGCCCCAGGCAUACCAACAACGAAAGAAUUCGUGGCUUCGCAGCACGUGAACUGCAGACCCUGAUCACAUAUCAAGAUGGGCUGUUGCAUACGGCCGAAGGCAUCUCGAAACAUAAAGGCAACCCGAGAGCUGCUCUAGAAUCUUGGAAUGAGGCUCGAAAUUUACUUCUGAAGGCCAAAAAGGAUGCCAAGAACACUCGCCCUGCCGAUCAGGCGUGGCACGAUGAAAUACGCGCUGCGAUCGCAGUUGCGAACACCAAGAUUGGGCAGAAGCAUCUUAUCCAAGAUGCGAUCAAAGCACUAGAGCUCGUGUUGGACAGAACAAAAGAAAACUAUGGAUCGGUCCAACGUACUAAGGACGUGGAACGCAGGCUCAACGAGGCGAGGCUCAAGUCGAGUAAGCAUGAUGUGAAACUUGCGAUGGAAAGCUCACGAGAACUCUUGGACUGGUACGCGAAGCAUUGCGGGUCACAUGCGAAAGACACCGAGGACUGCGCGUUGCAACUCGUGAGAGGGUUGGAGAAAAUGGGGGAAAUGGAUGAAGCACAAAUGGUCAGGAAGAAAUAUAGGUUGGGGAAAGACUGUACUGAUGCGAGGAACAUGUGGAGUUGGAAAAUGUCAAUCAUGGUCUUUUUUCUCAGUCUCUCGGUCGCGUCGUUAUACAUGAAGAGCCAGUAUGCGUAA
Alternaria burnsii is the source of this 4113-nucleotide messenger RNA. RefSeq lists its product as uncharacterized. Bases 1 to 4113 code for a protein of 1370 amino acids. Gene Ontology annotation, biological process: peptidyl-threonine phosphorylation; peptidyl-serine phosphorylation. Lineage: Eukaryota; Fungi; Ascomycota; Dothideomycetes; Pleosporales; Pleosporaceae. Gene Ontology annotation, molecular function: ATP binding; protein serine/threonine kinase activity. The transcript has 3 exons. The record is from RefSeq and is a predicted model, not a curated record.